AUGUCUGGCUCUGUUGCUGUUCUUGCCAAUCCUGCGAAUGCAGACUGUCACCAGCUGUAUACUGUGGAAAACGGCCAAAUUGCAUUGGAAUUGCGUGAUGUUGACCAAAAGAAUAUCUACAGCAAUUACCAGGGGAAUUCAACCCAGAAGGGAUACAUCUGGGAAGCUGGUUCCUUUGCUGGCAUCAUUCAGAACAGUAUACCGGUCGUGUAUGGCACCACCACAACCACAGAUAGUAAGAAUGUCAUCAGCAGGUUGAGUCCAUACUACAAUCCCAUCGUCGACCCCGAUGGGAAACCGAUUGCCACCGACCACAAAGCACUAGCCGCCUGUUCGGUACCAGGAAAGCAGGAUUACUUUGUCUACUUUUUCCAAAGGAGCACCGCCUCCGACCCAUACGUGUUGCAGGAACUCCAUCUUAACCCCAGUGGACUCAAAAAGAACAACGCCGACCAAGCGACUAUAAAAAGCUAUAAAGCGGUCACCCCAGCUACAAACAGCAAUCUAGCUGCCCUUGCCUUCUAUUACCACUACAUUUUCUGGGGUGAUGAUCAAAUCUAUUACCUCUCAACCCGUACCCCAAACGCCCCACUUUUUCUCGACGGCACGGGUAAUAUCGGGGAUGCGAGUCCAUUGACUGUGAACUCGUACACGAGUAAGAAGGUUACCGGUGAAACCGUGUUGCGUUUCACGGUGUAUUAUGUGGAUCGGAAACAUAGACUCUGUAGUGUCACUGGGGAGAUUGACAGAAAUGGCACUCUUGGUAAAACAGAGGCCGGUGUUGUCGAAGGGGCUGACGAAGUGGCCGACUGGUCACUGCUAACAGUGGCCAACAAAGACGACACCAACUACGUGUAUUAUGUCCCAAAUGACAAUUCCGGGGUGUAUAAGGCAACCUUGGACCAGCCAUGGACAAAAGGUAGUGCCAGCAGUUAG
Molecule: messenger RNA, 936 nt
Organism: Aspergillus wentii DTO 134E9
Lineage: Eukaryota; Fungi; Ascomycota; Eurotiomycetes; Eurotiales; Aspergillaceae
Exons: 4
Coding region: 1-936 (311 amino acids)
Source: RefSeq, a predicted model, not a curated record